Messenger RNA from Mesocricetus auratus (golden hamster), 2850 nucleotides. It is a transcript of the gene Clxn, whose product is annotated as EF-hand calcium binding domain 1. Gene Ontology annotation, molecular function: calcium ion binding. Bases 106 to 744 code for a protein of 212 amino acids. The record is from RefSeq and is a predicted model, not a curated record. NCBI's taxonomy places the organism in Eukaryota, Metazoa, Chordata, Mammalia, Rodentia, Cricetidae. The transcript has 6 exons.
CUCAGAGCCAAGGCGUCUGAACCAGGCUGCCUCAGCCUGGAGCUCAUGAAGGACCUGGCUCUGGGCUCCAGAUGACACUGAGACCCACUUAUAUGAACACCGGCCAUGAACCGAAAGAAACUGCAGAAGUUGACAGACACCUUAACUAAAAGUUGCAAACACUUUAAUAAAUUUGAAGUGAACUGUCUUAUAACACUUUUCUAUAACUUGGUGGGAGACGUAGCUGAAAAGCAAGGGGUAGUCAUUGGACUAGAUCGAAAUGCAUUCCGGAACAUCCUGCAUGUGACAUUUGGAAUGACAGAUGACAUGAUUAUGGACAGAGUAUUUCGGGGUUUUGAUAAAGACAAUGAUGGCUGUGUAAAUGUUUCUGAGUGGAUUCAUGGAUUAUCACUGUUUCUUCGAGGAACUUUAGAAGAAAAAAUGAAAUACUGCUUUGAAGUGUUUGAUCUGAAUGGCGAUGGCUUCAUUUCAAAGGAGGAGAUGUUCCACAUGCUGAAAAACAGCCUUCUCAAGCAGCCCUCUGAGGAGGACCCUGAUGAAGGGAUUAAAGAUUUGGUUGAAAUUACACUGAAGAAAAUGGACCAAGACCAUGAUGGGAAGCUGUCCUUUGCAGACUAUGAGAAAUCAGUGAGAGAAGAGACUCUUCUGCUUGAAGCCUUUGGGCCAUGCCUGCCUGAUCCAAAGAGCCAGAUGGAAUUUGAAGCCCAAGUAUUCAAAGACCCACAUGAAUUCCAUGAUAUGUGAAUUCCAAAAUGUACUGUAUUGAGUAAGUCAAAAGGAGCCACAUUAAGUUCAUCUGUCCUUCUCAGCUCAGGAGAUGCUGUAGUGAGAUUCCAUUCAUUUGUACGUACCUUAGUCCAGGCCUUCUUCAGAGAUGCUGGGUUUGGCAGGAGAGGUUGACAUUGCUAAAGCUAUUUUACUACAUGGGCUAUUAAGACACAUACCUGUCAAAAACCUCCAGAUUAAUCAAAGCAAUGAACAAAUUAUAUAGUCAUCCCCUAUGGAUACAAACAGUCUUCAUGUCAGAAAUAGUUUGAGUAUACACGGAAAUAUUGUUGAAACUAUGGAGCUUCCUUCAUAGCAAUAAGUGUUGAAGAUGAUACCCACAGAAUAAGAACAUGGCAGGCACUAGGGGCUAUAGCAUAUGAAGGACAAUGGAGCCUGUUUAUUAUGCUUUCUUCUGUUACAUGAGGCUUUACCUUGCCAGCUCACAGGCAUUGCAGGGCAAAGAUUGUGUCACACAUACCUUUCAUGGCCACCAUGGCAGUUACCCUUUUGCAUAUAAUGUGCCCUCAAUAAAUAUUUGAAAUUGAAUUACAAACAGUAAAGUGCUGUACAAUUACCUCCUGUCCAACAGAGAGAGAGAGACAGAGACAGACAGACAGACAGACCGAGACAGAGAGACAGACAGACAGACCGAGACAGAGAGACAGAGAGACAAAGAGGAAGAGAGAGGAGCCAGAGAGAGGAGCCAGAUCUGCUGUGUCCAUAGGCCCAGCUUUCAAUUAAUCUCUGGAGGCAUAGCAGACCCCCACAUUGCAGUCAGAUCCAAUGACCCUCUCUGCUCUGGCUUCUAGUGUCACACCACUCUAACCUUACUGUAGUCCCUUCGCCACCACCAUAUUCAAUGCCAUCCAUGUUAUGGUUCCAUACUGCCUGAAUUUCCAGUCUACAACCUACUACUGGAAUCAUGUCAUAUUACAUUCUAUGUUGCCUGCCAGCUGUGGCAUCUUAGACUCCUGUGGGUGCUGUGAGAAUAAAUGUGGCACUGAAAUAGCUCCUCUCCCCAGGUUUCUGUAAGCUCCCUAAUGCCCCUUGGUACUCACAGGAGAGUAACUGAGAGGGCCAACAAUGUGUUACCUACUCAUGCAGUAUAAGAGCUCUAGAUAACAUGUCAAAAAUGAAGUUCCCUUUCUUGUUAUAUAUGCAUUAUUGAUUUUGUGCAAAGGUUAUAUGGUAUACAAAGAAUUGACUGUUACUAAUAAGUGCAAAACACAAUUCUGUGAAAUUAACUAUGUUGAUAUAAGGGGCUUUGCAUUAGUGUUCUCUCUAUGACAGUUAUAAAUAAUAAAGCAAACAUUUUUUAUAUUUCUAUUUUCAUCCAUUCAUUCAUUGGGAAAUGACAGCCAAAAUUAUGUGUAAUUAAGGUGUACAUAUGUGUAUUUGUGUAUACGUCUAAACAAUUACUACUAAAAGUUAAGUAACAUACUUGUCAACACAUAUCUGUUUAGCUUGAGUGCAAUCUGCCCUCAUGGUAAGUUUCAGGUGUAUCAACUGUGUUUUCUGUUGAAUAACUGAAACCCAGUACACCUUGACUAACACGCACUCCCUUCCACUUAUUGGUGGUCACAACUCCCCACCACUUUCUGCUGCCAUGAGAUUCUUGACUUUGAAUUCACAUAAAAAUGAGAUUCUAGAGCUGAGUGUUGGUGGUGCAAGUCUUUAAUUCCAGCACUCAGGAGGCAGAGGCAGGUGGAUCUCUGUGAGUUCAAGGCCAGCCUGGUCUACAGAACGAAUACCAGGACAGCCUCCAAAAAAAAAUACAGAGAAACCCUGUCUCAAAAAACCAAAGAAAGAGAGAGAGAGAGAGAGAGAGAGAGAGAUUCUAUAGCACUCAUUUUCUCCUGUGUGAGGCAUUUUGUGCUUUUGUAAUGUCCAACUUAUCUACAGUAUCACAAAUGAUAUAAAUUUUAAAAGCUGAGUAUCAUUCCAUUUCAAAAGUAUAUGAAAUAAAUGGCUGUCGAUCAUGAUAUUACCUUUUUCUAUUUGUCUAAUGACAGGUUGUUUUGUAGCAUGUUUGUUUAUUUGUAUCAUGUCAAUGCUGUGGAAUAAAUGCAGGAUUCCAGUGUG